AUGGCUUCUUCUUUCAAAUGUUUCUUCCUUAUGUUCUUUUGUUUGUUCGCUCUUUUGAAUUCGGUGCUCGAGGGCGAAAGUAGCUCUAGGAGAAUUAUUGGUGUCGUGGGUCCAUGUGCACAAAUUAAAGAUUGCAACAAGAGAUGCAUAGAAUCUCAAUUUACCAUGAGAGGACUUUGCAUGAAACUCAGUCUUGAAUCUACUAAGCUCACAUGCCUGUGCAAAGCUUGAUUCACUUGUGAUC
Molecule: messenger RNA, 244 nt
Organism: Tarenaya hassleriana
Lineage: Eukaryota; Viridiplantae; Streptophyta; Magnoliopsida; Brassicales; Cleomaceae
Product: putative defensin-like protein 31
Exons: 2
Coding region: 1-231 (76 amino acids)
Source: RefSeq, a predicted model, not a curated record